GCUGAAUCAAAUGGCGGUCCAGCUGCAACAAGAACAGAACUGCACAUUUCUACAAGCAUGCCACUUGGCGACAGAAUGGUACCAAAAACACAUGCAUAAAACGCCAUGUCGCACUUCUAUACUAACCGGGAAUACAUGGAUAUGCGAACUAUAUGCGGGGCAUAUGGGUCGCUUUGAGGAAAAUGUUUGCAUGCCGAAGGAAGUUUUUGCCGCAUUGUGUGAGACAUUAGUAAAUGAUUUUGGGUUACAAGUCCCGCAACGUCCACAUGGCUUAGCUGUUGAAGAAAGCGUUGCGAUGUUUAUCCAUGUCUUGAAAGGGAAGCAAAAUCGGGAAAUCCAGGAACGGUUCCAACAUUCUGGGGAGACUGUGUCGAGGCACGUGCAUAACGUAUUAAAUUCCAUGAAAGAGUUCACUGUUGUCCAUUGCCGGCCCACAUACAGUCAGCAUCGUAUACAUCCAUACGUGAGGUCUAGACGGAAAUACCUACCGUUCAAGGACUGCAUUGGCGCAAUAGACGGAACACAUGUCAGUGCAUGGGUUACGGGGCCAGAUGCGGCAACAUAUUUCGGUAGGAAAUACUGUCACACACAAAAUAUAAUGGCCGCUGUCGAUUUUGACAUGUGUUUCAUAUUCAUUUCUUGCGGAUGGGAAGGAAGUAUGCAUGAUAGUCGCAUAUUCAACGAGAUACUAACAAAUGACAACGUCCCAUUCCCACAUCCUGACGAAGGUAACACAUGGCCAUGUUAUUAGAUUUGUUAACAAAUACUUAUUUGCUGACAAAGCGUUAUAUGAAAAUGACGCAGAAUGUUGGUUUUGGUGUCAUACAUUGUCGUCAUGUCUGCAGGCAAAUAUUAUCUUGUCGAUUCUGGCUAUGCAAACCGGAUUGGUUACUUAGCACCAUUCAAAGGCCACCGUUACCACCAACAAGAAUUCCGGCGUAUUGCAAGAAACGCGAUGGCAAACACGCCAAGGGAAUUAUUUAACAAAGUCCACUCGUCCUUACGCAGUGUCGUGGAACGCACUUUCGGUAUAUGGAAAAAUCGAUGGGGGUUUAUUCGAGACAUGCCUCGGUAUGACUUUGCAAAUGUGCAAGUUCAGUUAGUAGGUGCGUCAAUGGCAUUACAUAAUUAUAUACGGCGAAACACAGGUAACCCAACAACUGUUCAGCCAAUCUGUGACGAGGAAGAGGCUAUGACAAUAGUAAAUGCCAUACCAGAAGUUGAACAUGACGAGGAUGGUUUAAUGGUUGGAGAUGAGGACCCCCAUAUGGCAUUGGUCCGCCUUCACAUACAUGACAAAUUAUGUU
Camellia sinensis is the source of this 1307-nucleotide messenger RNA. Lineage: Eukaryota; Viridiplantae; Streptophyta; Magnoliopsida; Ericales; Theaceae. The record is from RefSeq and is a predicted model, not a curated record.